Molecule: messenger RNA, 543 nt
Organism: Volvox carteri f. nagariensis
Lineage: Eukaryota; Viridiplantae; Chlorophyta; Chlorophyceae; Chlamydomonadales; Volvocaceae
Exons: 2
Molecular function (GO): 2 iron, 2 sulfur cluster binding
Source: RefSeq, a predicted model, not a curated record
GCCCCUCCCGCUCUGGCCCCCAAGCCUGUCAGGCAGCCCUCCUCCCCCUCGUCCUCCUAUCCCUGGCACUGCACUUGGGUGCCCUUGGCCCCGCUUUCCAGUCUUGACCCCAGUCGCCCGAACCCGGUGAUGGUCCUGGGUGAGCAGCUGGUCGUGUGGCGCCACUCCCUCCGCGGCUGGGUGGUGCAGCGGGACGUGUGUCCGCACCGCCUGGCGCCGCUGUCGGAGGGCCGCUUGGAGGCAGCAGGCACUCGACUGGCCUGCGCGUAUCACGGCUGGGAGUUCGACGAGGAGGGCAGCUGCACAAAGGUACCGCAGCUUUCUUCCGACCCCCGGGCUGCCGCCACCGCCCGCUCCAGCCCUCGCUCCUGCGUCACCUCCUACCCCACCCUGGAGCUGGAUGGACUCCUGCUCGUGUGGAUGGACGACAGCAAGGAGGGAAGGCAGCAGGCGAAGAUAACGCCGAAACCCAAGCUGUACGACGAACAGGCCCCAACGGCCGUCGAUUGGGUCAUGAAUGAGAUGCCUUCUGAUUACACGUGA